AGAAGGAAACUCUGUUGUUGCGAACGCACCCUUCGACCCUAUUACGGCCUUCGAAAAAUGGCGGCUGGCAAUAGCCAAUCGUGUAGAAAUGUCAAAUUGUGACGUUAUCUCCAGUGAUAAUUCGCGCCUGGUGUUAUGUAGAAAAUCAAAAUGUCACGUUUAGUCGACUAUUUCAUCGUUACUGGAUACGACCAUGACAAAGACCGUGGUGGCUUCAGCCAAGGAAAAAUUAUCCAGCGAUUCCCUGAGAAAGAUUGGGAAGACACACCAUUCAUUCCAGGGAUUGAACUGUUCUGCCAGCCACUAGGAUGGAUGCUUUCAUCAGAACAGCAAGAACCACGGUUCUUCAUCUCGGUCCUCACAGGAAUUGAUGGCAAUCGGCACUAUUGUGCCUGCUUGAGUUUCAAUGAAGCCGUUUCAAUUACUCCAUCUAAAAUUGAUGAAGAAGAAGAUUCUGCAACUGACUUUAGAAAUUUUCAGUUGCUUGGGCUUAACCGCUCUCUUUCGUCCACAAGUACUCACCACAGCAUUAUGUAUGCCCCAACAUGCCUUGUUCUUGUCUCAAGGCACAACUAUCCAGAGACUUUCCGUAACUGCUUAGGAAUCAUUUAUACAGUGCACAUUGAAAACAUGGGACUACCACUGGAAACCCUAAUUGGCAAUUUGCUGGGUUGCGUUUAUGUCCCGUCUGCGGGUGGACCUCAGAUCCAUUUCAGUAUUGGCGCGAAGGAUAAGCAGUACCUCCAGCCACCGGCUAGUCCAACAUUGCCCGUUACCGGUUCGACAGUUACGCGGUUGUUCCAGCAAUUAGGCAUAAAGAACACGCUAGCUGUCUUUUCGGCCGCGUUGACGGAUCAGAAAGUGCUGUUUCACUCGAGCAGCCACGCGCGUCUGAAUGAGGCUUGCCACGCACUAACUGCAAUUAUGUUCCCCUUCCGUUACGCCUACGUCUACAUUCCCAUUUUGCCGGCUUCCAUUGUCGAAGUCCUCUCGUCACCAACACUUUUCAUUAUGGGGGUCCACUCAUCUUUGCGGAACCAAGUGCCCGAACUGAUGGACGUUGUCGUGGCAGAUCUCGAUGGAGGGUCUGUCAACAUACCCGGAAGCAUAAGUGUUCCUCUCUUGCCCGAACCACUGCUCACGCAAGUUCAUGAAGCCCUAAGCAUGGUCCUUCAGCCAGAGCUACGCAGCGCCGAUUCGGCAUUCCCUGUCUCUUCUGUUCCCAAGUCGGAUUCUUUUUCCCAAGACAAAGAAAUUCGCGCCAUUUUCAUUCGGUCAUUGGCCCAUCUCUUACAAGGAUAUCGCCAUUGUCUUACUAUAUUGCGCAUACAUCCGAAACCAGUCAUUACUUUCCAUAAGGCGGCUUUUCUUGGCCAUCGUGGUUUAGUCGACUGUGAAUUCACUAACCGUGUGCUAGGAAUGUUUUUCAACACUUUUGUGGCUGAACGUGGUCCGUCUUGGCGUGUCUGUGAUGUCUGGGACGAUGUAUACAGCGCCUUAGCCGACCAACUGCGCGCUGAAAGUCACGAUCAAAAACUUGUUCUGACGCACAUCCGCCAGCUAGCAACCCAGCUUACGGCUAACGAAGAACCUUCGCCGCAACCGUUUGCGCAACGGAUUCCAAGACCCACCGAAGGCGCCUUCACCCGGAUCCAUCAGCCGGUAUUCCCUCGUUUAUCGUCAGAUAUCAUCCAGCAGCGCAUUGACCAAGGCCUAGCCAAAGGCAACGCCGAUCUAGUCCAAGCGGCCGUGAAAUCAUCCGCCUCUGCUCCUCGACUUGUCCCUAUGGGGCCACCCUUAAGUGGUCUUCAAGAUUCCCGCCAUCUGUUCAACAACUCUGCUCGUCGUUUAGAAGUCUUGCGGAAUUGCAUCAACUGCAUCUUCGAUAACAAGAUCUCUGAUGCCCGAAAAACAUUUUCGGCAGUUUUGCGCGCUCUAAAAACGAAUGAUGCGAGAUUGGCGUUAUGUGCCGAGCUUGGUCACCACGUGGCCGGAAGCCGAGCCAUCCUUGAUCCAGCUCAAUUUGAUCUUGUCGUCCGUUUAUUAAACUGCGCUCUGCAGGAUACCUCCGUUAUGGAUGAAUACGGAGUGGCAGCGGCAAUUCUUCCACUUGCAACUUCUUUUUGCCGUAAACUUUGCACUGGAGUAGUUCAAUUUGCUUACACUUGCAUUCAAGACCAUCCCGUUUGGCAGAGCCAACAGUUUUGGGAAGCGUCAUUCUAUCAAGAUGUCCAGCGAGAUAUUCGAGCUCUCUAUCUUCCUCGUUCAGAGCCUAAUGCGACUUUUAAUAGCGCAGAGGCCAUCCAAAUGAGCAAAGUGGAAAUGUCAGUGCUAGAAAUCGCUGCCCAACAGAUGAGGAGAUGGCCGUCGAUGAGCGCUGAUCAGCGUUUAGAGUUGGAAGCGAAUGAAGAGUCUACCAUCUAUUCUCAGGCUAUUCACUAUGCCAAUCGCAUGGUCUACCUUCUGAUCCCGUUGGAAGCGGGCGAGAGACGCCGAAGGGAGAGAGCAGUUGCAGGGCACGGAGAACAUGACAGUGUCAGUGCCAGUGUUACGAACACGAGCGUAGCUGACAGCGAGCGAUCUGGUGGCGAUGACGAAUCAGGUUUCGAAGAGGCCGUAGCAGGAGAAACAGGCACCGCAGUUGUUCGCUUCGUAUCGCGUUUCGUCGACAAAGUUUGCAAUGAAGGAAAUGUAACUCCCGAACAUGUUCGAUCGCUGUAUCAGAUGAUUCCUGGAGUUGUCGCAAUGCAUCUUGAAACUCUAGAAACAGUCAGUCGAGAAGCUCAGCGAUUACCUCCUAUUCAGAAACCAAAAAUUCUUACGCCAAGUUUAUUAAACGGCGAACGACUACUCGUGGAAGGAUUGCGAGUCUAUUUACUGCCAGACGGACGCGAAGAAAGCCCCAACUCGGCCGGAAUGGGCCUUCUACCAGCAGAAGGCGCCCUCUUCCUGACGAAUUACAGAAUCAUAUUCAAAGGCACUCCAUGCGACCCACUUGUCUGCGAACAGACAGUCGUACGUGCCUUUCCUGUUACGUCAUUGACGAAAGAGAAACGAAUCUCAGUCCAGUAUUUAGGCCAUCUGGAUCAGUGGCUCCAAGAAGGUCUUCAGCUACGUUCAAACACGUUCCAGAUGCUGAAAGUAGCGUUCGAUGAAGAGGUAAAUUUAGACAGCGUCGAGCAACUGCGGAAAUACAUCCAUCGUGUCCGUCAUCCACCCCAGCCUUCCGUCUUCCAUUACUUUGCCUUUGUCGGCCAGACGAUUGUGGAUGCCACGCCCAUCCACAAAGGCAAGGAAAAAAGCGCCACAUUGAAAGGAAUUGCCAAAAAGACUCUUUUGAAAACAGCCCGCCAAGUCGGACUCAAACCCAAGAGCGCUACCAAAAGGAAAAAAUACAUCCUUCAGCCACCUGGAGUUACCCCAGUUGGCGCAGGUAGCACAAGCGGCAGCGGAUCACUGUUGCGAGAAGAAGAUGAACUCUUGAUGGAUGAAGCUAAUGGCAGAAGCCUCAACCCCAAUGGCUCUGUGGGAGGCAUCAAUGUGGCUCAACAGCCCGAUCCUAAAACACUGGAGCGCGUUAUUGAGCGCAGCUAUUCCAAGGAUUACCAAAGAUUGAAUCUGGCGCCUUCGCCCAACACCACUGGCACACUCACACCUGGCAAAGGCAAAGGCGAUUCAUUCCGGAUCUCGACAGCUAAUAGCAAUUACAGCCUUUGCCGCACCUAUCCGGCUUUACUGGUCGUUCCUUCCCAUUUAUCGGAUGAAAGUCUUGGAAGGGUAGCUCGUUGCUAUCGCCACGGUCGCUUGCCUGUUAUAACUUGGCGCCAUCCUCGAACCAAAGGACUUCUUCUGCGAGGUGCUAGCUUUCACGUCAAGGGAGUAAUGAAUAUGCUGAGAAGUAAUGCCAAUGCGAACUCCGUGGCGACUGCACCACCUGGUCCAAAUGACCCUGUUUCAUCCAGCUUGGAACAGGAACGUUAUUUGAAUGCCAUCAUUACGGCCACACCUGUAGCUGUCCUACGUGAAGGAUCUUCAUGGGCAAUGUCAGACAGUACGCUGAGUAUCACGUCUCUCGUUUUGACUGUUGGAAAUUCCGGAUUGGGAUCUGCUAGUGGUGUGUCGCCAACAGGUGGACUCGAAACUCCCGAUGUGGGCAGAAAGAGCAACUACUUUGGUCAUGGUGGAACAAUUUCUAAGGCAAUGAGUACAUUGCGACAUAAUACCGGUCGCAAAAGCGUAGGCCUUUGGGGUGCCGCAAAGGAUCGACGUUCGGGCAGCGGGACUGCUACACUUGCCAUACCCCAUUCCCCGCAUUUCCGGGGCAACAGUGGAUUGGGCAUCGCAGGAGCAGAGAGCGAUUCAGCUUCAACGACGGAAUCGACCCAUUCAAUACGACGAGCUGCUCUUUACAUUUUUGGCGAAAAAACAACUAUUAAAGCUAUUCGUACAGAUACACUUCCAAAAACGGAUUUCAUCCCGGUUGAUUUUCCCGAACCUCGCAACGUCCGUAACGCUUUUAAAAAGCUAGUCCGUGCCUGCGUACCCAGCUCAGUAAGCUCAGAACCGGACCAAAGUUUCUAUCGAGCAGUUGAGAAUUCUGAAUGGCUACAGCAAUUACAAACCUUAUUACAAAUCGCUGGGGCGAUGGUGGACUUAAUGGAUUUGAAUGGAUCAUCGGUGAUGCUUUGCUUGGAAGAGGGCUGGGAUGUUACUGCGCAAUUGACAUCGAUCACUCAGAUCUGCUUGGAUCCAUAUUAUCGCACAAUAGACGGAUUUCGAGUUCUGAUAGAAAAAGAAUGGCUGGCCUUUGGCCAUCGUUUUUCCCAUCGAAGCCAUCUUAAUUCAAAUUCUCCGGGUUCGGGCUCAAGCUCGUUCACUCCCAUCUUUCUGCAGUUCCUAGACAUGGUUCAUCAAAUUCACAGGCAGUUUCCUCAGUCUUUUGAAUUUAAUCAGUUCUACCUCAAAUUCCUGGCUUAUCAUCAUGUUUCAUGCCGCUUCCGUUCCUUUUUGCUUGACUCGGAAUAUGACCGCGUGGAUGCAGGAAUUAUGGCUAUCGAAGACAAGCGUGGUUCGCUAUCACGUCAUCAUCGCAGCUUCGAUACACUAUCGGAUGAUGAAUCAAGUCUUUUUCCUAACGGUGGACGCAUACUACCUGGUGGUUCCAACUCCCAAUCGUCUGCUACGAGUGCCGGCCAAUCCAUUUUCGAUUACAUCGAGAAGCAGUCUGCCAAAUCGCCUAUCUUUCACAACUUUUGCUAUACAUCCGAAAACGACAAUCUCGUGCUCCGGCCGUACUGUACUGUCUCAAAUCUAGUACUGUGGGAUUAUUUCCUGACAGAAGAGCUGUCUUACGGUUCACCUUACGAUCUUGAGAUCAGUGCAAUGGAUUUGGCCCAAGCAGAAGAGGCUCGAGCGAUGGAGGGACCCAAUACAUCACCCUCCCAUCGACGCACCGUCACUUUCGGCUAUGAUGGAGUUCAACAUCAUGUACCAGACGUCUUUAGCUACAUGCUGGACGAGAUACGCCGACUGGAGACGGAACUUGGCCAUUUGCCACAAAAAUGGAAACUUCUAUGGGAUCGUAUGGAACCGUCGGUUCAAGAUUUUCCAGCAUCUCGACAGGAAGUCAGUUUGGUGGCGAUGGCAAGAGCUCAUGCCCGAGACGUUCACAAACGACAGACAAUGGAAAUUCUGUUGAAAGGUCGCUUCCCUGGCGGAAGCGGCGCUGGAGCAGGAGCCGGCGUUGGAAUGGAAGGUGUCGCCCAGGUUUACACCAACCCGCAUCGCUUUGAAAAGUAUAAUUUCUCCAGCCCCACUAGCUGUGAUUUUUGCUCGCACAUUUUGUGGGGCAUCGUCAAGACCGGAAUGCGCUGCGCUGACUGCGGCUACAACUGCCACGAAAAGUGUAUUGAUCUUGUGCCGAAACACUGUUCUAAAUACCAGACCUCAUCGGGAGGGUUAGGAGGUGGAGGAGAUGGUGGAGGGGGCCCUUCGACCCCGACUGUUAGCCAAUCGGGCCGACCCGGAAGUGUGGACGUCUCUUCAGUUGGUUCCAAUGUUUCACCACACGCAUCUACGUCCCACCAGCACUACGAUCAGUUUAGUCCAAACAUUGCAGAGAAUCGCACACACGAAGGCUACCUUUAUAAGCGAGGUGCCUUGCUCAAAGCCUGGAAGCAAAGGUGGUUCGUGUUGGACUCGGUAAAACAUCAACUGCGGUAUUACGACUCUAUGGAGGAUCCAUGUUGUAAAGGCUUUGUUGACUUGGCCGACGUUGUCUCUGUCGCGCCAUCCGGUUCCGUCCCGCAAGGAGCACCGAAAAAGUUUGACGAAAAGACGCUCUUUGAGGUGCGCACUCAGCGCCGGACCUACAAUUUCUGUGCCAACGACGCCGCUUCUGCCCAAGAGUGGAUUGAGAAAAUUCAAGCUUGCUUGCAGUAGCUUUUCCCUUCUUCUUUUGUUUUGUUUUUUCUUGGUUUGUUUAGCGUUCUUCACGACGACGACGAUCGCUUGGUCGAAAUUCCAUCGCAGUUUCUUUAACGUCGUUCACAGCUUAUCGCAUGAACUCCAGCCAGUUAUUCUUCUUUCAGAUUUGCGAUCAAAGACAAAAAAAAAAAAGAAA
Daphnia carinata is the source of this 6622-nucleotide messenger RNA. It is a transcript of the gene Sbf, whose product is annotated as myotubularin-related protein 5-like. Bases 151 to 6441 code for a protein of 2096 amino acids. The record is from RefSeq and is a predicted model, not a curated record. NCBI's taxonomy places the organism in Eukaryota, Metazoa, Arthropoda, Branchiopoda, Diplostraca, Daphniidae. The transcript is spliced from 9 exons.